GUAGGCCAUUUGCUGUACUCACCCAGUCUUCUUGUCCCCAGUCCUGCGAAGGAGUGUCCUCUUCCGCUAUCUCCAGAUCUCCUCCUUCACUAACAGCAGCUGGAUGCGCACUGACGCCUUAAUCCAGUUGGGGGAGCUGCAGACGCACAGUUGGAGCAAUGCCUCAGACACCAUCAGCUUUGUGAAGCCCUGGGCCCAGGGCACCUUCAGCAGCCAGCAGUGGGUCCACCUGCAGAAUAUAUUUCGGGUUUUUCGAAGCAGCUUCACCAGGGACAUACAGGAAUUCGCCAAAAUGCUGUCCUUAGAGUAUCCCAUGGAGCUGCAGCUGUCUGGUGGCUGUGAGGUGCACCCUGGGAACGUCUCAGAACACUUUCUCCAUGUAGCAUAUCAAGGAGAAUAUAUCCUGAGUUUCCAGGGAACUGCUUGGGAGCCUGCCCCACAGGGCCCCCAGAGGGUAGAUUUGGUCAUCAAAGUGCUCAACCAGGACAAAGGGACAAAGGAAACAGUGCAGUGGCUCCUCAAUGACAUCUGCCCCCAAUUUGUGAAUGGCCUCCUAGAGACAGGGAAGUCAGAACUGGAGAAGCAAGUGAAGCCCGAGGCCUGGCUGUCCAGUGGCCCGAGUCCUGGGCCUGGCCGUUUGCUGCCGGUGUGCCACAUGUCUGGCUUCUACCCAAAGCCCGUGUGGGUGAUGUGGAUGCAAGGGGAACAGGAGCAGCAGGGCACUCAGAGAGGUGACAUCCUGCCCAAUGGUGAUGAGACGUGGCAUCUCCGAGCAACCCUGGAUGUGGCAGCUGGGGAGCUGGCUGGCCUGGCCUGCAGGGUGAAGCACAGCAGCCUAGGAGGGCAGGACCUCGUCCUCCACUGGGAUGGGACCCACACCUCUGUAGGCUUGGUCCUCCUGGUGGUGACCUGUCUGGUGUUCCUCUUUAUGCUCAUUCUAGGCUUAACCUUCUGGAUUAGGAAACGCAGCUCCUAUGAAGACUUCCUGUGAGUCUCCUGGCCACCUGCCUCUCUGGAGGCCAAGCAUCAAGCUCCCAGGACUGUAGUUUUCCCCUGCUCAGGAACUGAGUGUGAAGUGAGCGUGGUCUUGGAGAAGUAACAAAAAUAAUCACCUCCUCUUUUAGCAUUUAUCUAAAAGAGUUUAAGUUCUUUUUCCUUCUGUUACAAGUGAUUCUGUACAAACAGCAGUGCAAACUCCCGUGUUUACCUGCAUGCAAUGCGGAGAUACAGGGACUAGGGUGGAAGUGCAUGUGUUGGCCUCUGAGUGAUGGAAUCUGUCUUGAGCUGGGAAGCUCAUAUCCUGUGCCAAGGUGGCAGCUGCGGUGGCCUGUUGUCAAGUACAAAGUCAAACUCUAGCUUGGCUGUAAUCUGUAUUUCCCAAGAAGACUGGAAAUCUGGAAUUUUAUGUGACAUGUCUGAUUUUAAAACGUCAGCAUGAUUUUGCAGAAUAGUCUGUGUGACAUCCCAAAUGAACACUGCUGACUAAUGACAUCUCAGGUUCGGUGGCUUAGGACUUAGCUCUCACUUUCUUGCUGUUUCAAGGAUGAAUAUGCCGCUAACAGAUUUCCUAGGGGAAUUCAUUGCAGGGUAUCCAUGCUUUCUUUUCAUUUUGCACAUGGAGACCGGCUCCCUGAAACUCUCAGUUGCUGGCUGCUCUAUUUUCUGCUGUUUUUGCCUUAGUGUUCUACUGUUUUGGAUUGAGCUCUAUGCCUUCAAAGCCCGAGUCUCUCUCCUCUGCUGUGCAGCUCCAGGCUGAGCUGUUGUUUAUGUUUUCAUUUGUUCCUUAGUUAUGUCUCUGUUUGCUUUUUUUAAAAAAAUAUUUUUCUAGAUGGACAUAAUACAUUUAUCUUAUUUAUUUAUUUGUAUGUGGAUAGAACCCAGUGCCUCCCAUGGGCUAGGCAAGUGCUCUACCACUGAGCUACAAACCCAGCCCUCUGUGUUUGCUUUGGAAGGAGUGUGGGUGGAGAUCUCCCAUUUGGAGUCAAACAGAGCCCCAGAGAACAUGUCCCCUCUGUGUUCUGUGUGUGCAGUAGCGGGAGCUCCAAGGUUCCCGACAGAAAAACAAAAUCCUGAAUUCCAGAGUUUUAAACACAACUACACUUCAAGACACACUUGCUACCCAGCAGGAGAGAUAAUUAUAAGGAAAGCCAUAUCAGUUAUAGACAAAAUAAGGAAAGUAUAAUUUUUUUUUUACAGCCUGGCUACAAUUGAAACACAAACAGCUUUGUGACUAUGAUGUGGAAAAAGGUGGAAGAUAUUCACUCUUAUGGCAAUGCACAAAAUAAAAACAAGAACACAACCCCUUAAGAUGUUGUAAAACUCAAACUUGUCCAUGAAACACUGAAGGGUGGUGGAUGCAAAGUUCAGAAAAUGAAGUCAUUGAGAAGUGACAGAUUCUGGAGGCACAGGUGGAGGAGAAAGCUUGCCAGACUGACAGAGAGGUACUGGCAAUAUUGGUGGAGAGCAGGGAGAAUGGAGUGUAGAAACCUCCCAAAUGCAGCAGAAAUGUACUUGACCUAGUCGGGCAUGGUAUGGUCCAUGCCUGUAAUCUCAGUGGCUAAAAAGUAGAAGAAUACUCUCUAGUCUUAUUUAUUCUUGAGGAGAUUGGAAAUGAGGGGCUCUUCUACUUCUGAUUCAAAAUGUGAAACUGAGUGCCAACCCACACCAUACUCCAGGGUCACACAUUGAAAAAAAUGAAGGAAAUUAGACUCGGGCAGGAACAGCUGUGGCAUUGUGAGGAAAGGCUAACCAGCAGUAAAUUCAAUCUUAAACAUGGCUUCCUUGUCCAAGAUUAGCUAGAUAGUUGGUGAAAUCCAAAUGAUCACCUCCCUACUUUAUCAAUGAUACAGAACAAGGAGAUUGUACAAGUUUGGUAAUAAAAAAACAAAUCAAAAACGUUGUGUAA
Molecule: messenger RNA, 2905 nt
Organism: Marmota monax (woodchuck)
Lineage: Eukaryota; Metazoa; Chordata; Mammalia; Rodentia; Sciuridae
Product: antigen-presenting glycoprotein CD1d
Exons: 5
Coding region: 104-991 (295 amino acids)
Biological process (GO): antigen processing and presentation, exogenous lipid antigen via MHC class Ib; antigen processing and presentation, endogenous lipid antigen via MHC class Ib; positive regulation of T cell mediated cytotoxicity
Cellular component (GO): external side of plasma membrane
Molecular function (GO): exogenous lipid antigen binding; lipopeptide binding; endogenous lipid antigen binding
Source: RefSeq, a predicted model, not a curated record